Pseudophryne corroboree (corroboree frog) is the source of this 4404-nucleotide messenger RNA. It is a transcript of the gene RAPGEF3, whose product is annotated as Rap guanine nucleotide exchange factor 3. The coding region runs from base 934 to 3672 and encodes 912 amino acids. Gene Ontology annotation, molecular function: guanyl-nucleotide exchange factor activity. The transcript has 27 exons. Gene Ontology annotation, biological process: positive regulation of GTPase activity; Ras protein signal transduction. The record is from RefSeq and is a predicted model, not a curated record. NCBI's taxonomy places the organism in Eukaryota, Metazoa, Chordata, Amphibia, Anura, Myobatrachidae. Gene Ontology annotation, cellular component: plasma membrane.
AGAGAGAGAGAGAGAGAGAGAGAGAGAGACAAUCAGUGCUGUCCCUCUAUGCCAGCCAGCCACACUGACUGUCCCCAUGAUAAUAAGGACACUGGCUGCACAGAGCCACCUGGUCCUGGAUACCUCAGACCGGUUACUCUGCAAUAACCUUUCUCCCUCAGAAGAAGGGACCAUUACUGUUCUGGGCUGAUAACCUGCCUGACUGCUUGUGUACAUUUGCUUGAGGCGUCCUAGUAGGUGCAACCUUCUAAGCAGUGUGUAGGCAAGGAGCUGGGCUGCAGUUGCUGUGUAAAGUGAAAGAGCCAGGACGUGCAGCACUGAGCUCUGUGUAUCAGGAUUCAUUGCUGGGAGAGCAGCUCUGUGCCAUUGCCUGAGAGGGCUUACAAAGACAAAACUUUCAAUAGAGACUAUUAUUGGUUCCAUUCACCUCCUCCUCUUCCCAAGAGACAGCAUUGUGCCGGCAAUGAGGAAUAGCAACCUCUACUCAACACAGGGCAGUGAGAGACAGGAUCAGAUCGGUGCGACAAGUCCCGGAGAUCUGAUCUGAGGAUACUGGACAAUCUGGACCGGAUCGUGGAUGAAUUCUCUAACCUGUUCUACACAAAAUGCUUCUCAGCUGCUAAAUACAAAACCACUGCUGGAUACAACUGCAAUAUAAUUACAAAUAGUUCCCUUUAAUGUCUGCAACAGUUUAACUAAACAUAUUAGUUGCCGGAUUGUCCCUCUGAAAUGACAGUAAUCAUAUGUCUUCUGUGCAGUGUUGGAACUUGCAAUCCGUGAAAGUGUUGUUAUUUUUUACCUAAUCACAUUGGUUUUACAGUGUCACAGUCGAUUUAUUCUGCAAAGAGACCAGCAUUACAAUAAGUGGAGAAGAGGUAGCAUUGUGGACGGAGCUCGUGUACCUGGUAGACAGGGUAGAGCAGCGUCUGGCUGAUGGUCGGCUUCAGCAUCGGGGUCUCUGUGCUGAGGGUUCCACAUCACCUAUUACAUCUGUGUGAUAUGAGGCACAGGAACAAGAUGCAUUUUUUCAGGAGUUACUCCUACGAGAUCCAAGUGGACCAGAGAUCUGAUGACAUUACCAAAAGUAUCCAGGGCAUCAGAUGGACCCCGCUUCCUGAUAUUGAAUCUCAAGAGGAGUACAGCCAAACCAUAAAACAGGUGGUGUCACACAAAGUUUGGAGAGCAGCAAAAGUUUUGUACACUAACCUGCUUAACAUGUCGCCGACUGUGAUGCGUGAUAGAAAGCAUCAUUUUCGGAAUUACAGGCAAUGCUGUUCCGGAAAAGAGCUUGUGGACUGGUUAAUUGGCAUCGGUCACCAGUCGCGCAGUCAGGCGAUAGGAAUAUGGCAGGUGCUGGUGGAUGAAGGAUCACUGGUGCAUGUGAGACAAGAACCAAACUUCCAAGAUAAAGAUUCACAGUUUUACAGAUUCCUUAAAGCCGAGCUGUUCCUAGAGCCAGCACUGAGUGACCGGGACACUGAGGAUGAACUGCAGGAGUCUCUGGUGUUCCUCGCACAGCUUGGGCCAUCAGCUCUGCUCACAAUGAUCCUUCGUAAGCCUCCUUGUCACCGAACUGAAGAAGAACUGGAGGUGAUAUUCGAAGAAUUGUUACAUAUUAAAUCAGUCUCCCAUCUCUCCAAUUCGGUGAAGAAGGAAUUAGCAUCUGUGCUGGUGUUUGAGUCUCACGCAAAAGCUGGAACAGUGUUGUUUAGCCAAGGUGAUAAAGGCACUUCUUGGUACAUUAUAUGGAAAGGUUCAGUGAAUGUGGUCACCCAUGGCAAGGGUCUGGUCACUACACUUCAUGAAGGAGAUGACUUUGGGGAGCUGGCUCUUGUGAAUGAUGCCCCGAGAGCAGCUACCAUCGUAUUACGAGAGGACAACUGUAACUUUCUGCGAGUAGACAAACAUGACUUCAAUCGGAUUCUUCGGGACGUAGAGGCUAACACUGUGCGUCUAAAGGAACAUGGAAAGGUUGUAUUGGUCUUGGAAAAAAUCCCUCAAGUAUCUGGGAAUAACCUGCAAACAGCGAUACCUGGCAAUAACAAGUACACAGUUAUGUCUGGAACAGCUGAUAAAAUCCUGGAACAUUUGCUGGAGACCAUGAAGUUGGAUUCAACUCUUAAUAAUCCAGAAGACUCUUUUGCUGUGGAAUUCCUCUUGACGCACAGUGUGUUUAUUCCAACAAACCAGUUGUGCCAAGCACUGCUCCAUCAGUUCAGUGUGGAGGAUUCUGAAGUGACGGAGCCUGAGAAGGCCACAUACUCCCUUCACAAGAGGCAGAAUAUUGUGCGACUUGUCAGUCUGUGGGUGGAACUCUACGGGAAGCUUCUGGAGGCUGAUCCAAGUGCUAGAAGCUUUCUAGAGAAAGUCUCAGAAUAUGUCAGUGGAGACCCUCGUUUGAUCACUUGCUUAAAGGAAAAUCUUCAGGAUCGACGGAAGAACAGAACAAUGGAGAACUGUAGUGGAAACUCCCCACAAAUAAAGGGUUACAACUGUGGGAACCUUCUCUCCAGUCUAGAUGAGGAUCAGUCUAGCAACUCGUACACGAUUCGAGCCCACAAGAAAGUGCCUUAUGAUAUAUAUUUACCAGACCAUUCCUGUAUGACCACUACAUUUGCGGUAAAUGCCCCUGUCCAAGAAGUGAUAUUGUCCCUAGCCACUAAGAAUGGCCGUGACAGAGACAAAGUCUUGGUUAAAGUGAACUCAAAUGGAGAGCAAGUAUGUCUGAAACAUGAGGACAUCGGCGUCUUCACUUCUCUGGGAGUCAAUGAAAGACUUUUCAUCUGCGGUGCCCAUGAGCUGUCCACUCUGUCUCCUCUUCCUGAGCAAAUGGGACCAAGCACCAGCAGUUACGAUAUCCUGGCUCUCAUCAGCUCGAAAGACCUUGCAAAUCAUAUGACAGAACAUGACUGGAACCUGUUUACCAGCAUCCACCAGGUGGAGUUGCUGUAUCACACAUUCGGGAAGCAGAGGUUCCGUUACACCACUACAGCUAAUCUGGAGAGGUUUAUAAAGCGCUUUAAUGAGGUGCAAUUCUGGGUGGCUACUGAAGUGUGCCUAUGCCAGGAGGAGGAGAGGCGGGCACUGCUCCUGCGGAAAUUCAUCAAGCUGGCAGCCCACCUUAAGGAACAGAAGAAUCUGAAUUCAUUCUUUGCUGUGAUGUUUGGCCUCAGUAACACAGCAGUCAGCCGCUUGUCCAGGACGUGGCAGAGAUUGCCAAACAAGACCCGGAAGUUAUACUCCAUCUUUGAAAGACUUAUGGACCCUUCUUGGAAUCAUAGAUCUUACAGGCUGGCUGUGGCCAAGCUCACUCCUCCCCUCAUCCCAUUUCUUCCUCUCAUCCUGAAAGACCUGACUUUCAUCCAUGAGGGCAACAGGAGUACACUGGAUAACCUAGUAAACUUUGAGAAGAUGCGUAUGAUUGCAAAGACUGUGCAGAUGUUUUACAGUUAUCGCAGCCAGAGCUACAUUCCCCUAUCACCUCUGUCACCUCUGAGAUCUAGACCACUCCACGUCCUUGAGGAUGCCACUGCUGUCCGGAUAUCUACAUAUUCAGAGUACUCUAUGAACCAAAGAAGCCCAGCAGCCACAUGGGCUCAUAUCCAGAAUAUGAAGGUGAUCGACAACCAGAAGAGGUUAAUGGAGUUGUCUCGCAGCCUAGAGCCAUCCUGAUACAUCUGACCAGUGUAUGUGGAACCUGUAACACUGCUGAUGAAAAGGGAAGCAGGCUCCGAGUCCUAAUAUAAUCCCUGUAUCAGGGGCACACUUCGUCAGUGGAUCACAGCCAAUAUUUGGACUCUACGUCUAGGAGAAAGUAGACUGAGCAUAAUCCAUGCCAAUUCUUACGCCAUAUUGAUGAUUUCAAUUUCUGAUGCUGCCAUUUAUCUUGAUUUUACCAUAAGAUUUAUAUUGGUGUUCAGAAACAAAAAUUGGAAAACUUAAAAAUAUUCCUAAAUCAUUUAAAAUGCUGUACAGCGCCUCAUUAUUAGUGAGCAUGGAUGAAGGUGUUCCUUCCGACAGUUCUUCUAGAGCAAUUGGCGCAGUAUUGGAACAGACUUCUUGCCAUUAUGGGAGAUUGGGAACUUCGGAUUUAUCAGACUUGAUCAAUGUAGUGACUGCAGUCAUAAAAACCAGUUCUUUUUAAUGAUUUCACUUUGAAGUACUCUACUCAUUUCCAACGGAAAACCAUAAACAAGCUGGAUGUUACCAACAGUGUUGCUGGUAAGAUAUCAAAGAGCAGAACUUUUAAUGCGCUUAUUCCAUAACGGGAGAGGAUUAUGAAAGCCAUAAAAGAAUUUAAGAAGAAAUUACAGAUUUUAUAAAUAGAUUGAAUGUGGCAACUGUUGUAUCUAUUUUCCAUAAUGUAUACUUUUUUGUGAAACCAUGAUUUCCUGACUAAAUAGU